Messenger RNA from Gossypium raimondii (Peruvian cotton), 3893 nucleotides. RefSeq names its product homeobox-leucine zipper protein ATHB-15. The transcript has 18 exons. NCBI's taxonomy places the organism in Eukaryota, Viridiplantae, Streptophyta, Magnoliopsida, Malvales, Malvaceae. Bases 1200 to 3716 code for a protein of 838 amino acids. Gene Ontology annotation, molecular function: DNA binding; lipid binding; DNA-binding transcription factor activity. The record is from RefSeq and is a predicted model, not a curated record.
GCACAGUGGAGUAGAUGACUCUCUUUCUCUCUUCCUCUGUUUCACUUCACAUUAAAGAAGCCCAAAGUGAUGAACCAAUCAAAAUCCUUGUUGAUGUAAGAACCAAAUAAUACAAAAUAGUUAGAAAAAAGAAUAAAAAACCCUCUCAAAAGCAAAAGCAAGAGCCCAUCAAAGCACUGCUCUCUCUCUCUCUGCCCAUUCCUACUUUUUUUUUUUCCUUCACACACCACCAUAAACCAUUCACCAACAACAAUAUCUUCCACUGUUGUUUUUUCCUUUUUCUUAAUCUGUUUCUGGUGUUGUUUUGUAAAUCAAUUUCUGCCUUUUUUUUGUGUGUGUGUGUUUCAGAAAAAAGAAGAUAAAAACUGUGAUGGUGAAAAAGUGAAGCUAUGUUUUUUGGUUGAUCGAAUAACCCGAAAGACAGAAACUAUGUUUCAGAGGUUAGGGACGGUUUGGGUCUUCACCGAAAUGGAGACCGGUGAAACGGUUCCGUUAAAGGUGGUUCUUUGGAUUUAGACUGGGGAGAUCUCUGUUUUCCAGAGAGAGAGAUAGAGAAAAAAAGAAGAGGUACUUUGAAUCCUGAAAAAAGGUCAAGUGUUGAAACGUUUCUUUUGUGUGUCUUUAGGUCUUUUUAGCUUUAAAGGUGAUGUCUUGGUGUCUCAGAAUCGGAAGGCUGGCAGAUUCGAAUCGGUAACUCGCUCCAAGACCAUAGCUUUUUAUUUUUCUUGUUUGGCGGAAAGAAAUGGUCGAGGGAAUCAGAUCGGUUAUUUGGGAAAGGAAGCUCUGAUCUCGAAAGAUAUUACGAGAUUUUUCUCGGUGUUGGGGCUGUCCUCAAAGAGUGCCAAAAAAAGCAAGGUCCAAGGCUAAAUCUAUACCCAGUCAGGGUAUCGUUGUGCCUUGUCGGGUUCUGUCAUUCUCUUCUUUUCUCUUUCAUUUCUCUUUUGCACCAUCCUUAACAUUUCACAGUCAAGCAUUAAACAAUUCCAAAGUGUUAAGAUUUCACGCACUUAUGAAGAAAACCUAGUUAAGAGCAAAAGAAGGGGAAAAAAAAACUAGGUUCAAGGAAAAAAAUCGUUUUUUGCGGUUGCUUGCAGUUUAAGGAAAAAGGAAGUUACAAAGUUUGUGUGGUUUUAGGAAAGGGGGUGGCUUUUUUGGGGGUUUUUGGGCAACUGAAAAAUUUUGAGGGUGAAGCUUAAAAGAUGGCAAUGUCCUGCAAGGAUGGUAAACCUGGGAGCCUGGAUAAUGGGAAAUAUGUAAGGUACACGCCUGAGCAGGUUGAGGCCCUUGAAAGGCUUUAUCAUGAAUGCCCCAAGCCUAGUUCUAUUCGUCGUCAGCAACUGAUUAGGGAGUGCCCUAUUCUCUCCAACAUUGAACCUAAACAGAUCAAAGUUUGGUUCCAAAAUAGAAGAUGUAGAGAGAAACAGAGAAAAGAGGCAUCACGCCUUCAAGCUGUAAAUAGGAAGCUGACAGCAAUGAACAAGCUUUUGAUGGAGGAGAAUGAUAGGUUGCAAAAGCAGGUGUCACAGCUAGUUUAUGAAAACGGAUGCUUUCGCCAACAUACUCAGAAUGCUACACUUGCAACCAAAGAUCCUAGCUGUGAAUCGGCAGUGAUGAGUGGUCAACAACGUGAAACACAUCAGCAUCCUCCAAGAGAUGCUAGUCCUGCAGGGCUUUUGUCCAUUGCAGAAGAGACUUUAGCAGAGUUUCUUUCGAAGGCCACUGGAACUGCUGUAGAGUGGGUCCAAAUGCCUGGAAUGAAGCCUGGUCCGGAUUCCAUAGGAAUCAUUGCUAUUUCUCAUGGUUGCCCUGGAGUGGCAGCACGUGCCUGCGGCCUUGUGGGUCUUGAACCUACAAGAGUUGCGGAACUCCUCAAGGAUAGGCCUUCGUGGUUCCACGAUUGCCGAGCUGUGGAUGUUCUAAAUGUGCUGCCUACUGCCAAUGGUGGAACCAUUGAGCUGCUGUACAUGCAGCUCUAUGCGCCGACGACGUUGGCGCCUGCUCGUGACUUCUGGUUAUUGCGUUAUACUUCUGUUCUAGAAGAUGGAAGCCUCGUUGUCUGUGAGAGAUCUCUGAAGAAUACUCAAAAUGGCCCUAGCAUGCCUCCAGUGCAGCAUUUUGUGAGAGCAGAAAUGUUGCCAAGUGGAUACCUUAUUCGACCUUGUGAAGGGGGUGGUUCAAUCAUACAUAUUGUUGAUCAUAUGGAUUUGGAGCCAUGGAGUGUGCCUGAAGUGUUGCGCCCACUUUAUGAAUCAUCAACAGUGCUUGCUCAGAAGACAACGAUGGCAGCUUUACGACAACUGAGGCAGAUAGCUCAGGAGGUUUCUCAGUCUAAUGUGACUGGUUGGGGACGACGGCCAGCAGCUUUACGGGCUCUUAGCCAGAGGUUGAGCAGGGGUUUUAAUGAUGCUGUGAAUGGGUUCACUGAUGAGGGUUGGUCAAUGAUGGGAAAUGAUGGCAUGGAUGAUGUUACCAUCCUUGUGAACUCGUCUCCAGACAAGCUAAUGGGCCUCAAUCUUUCGUUUGCUAAUGGAUUUCCAUCUGUCAGCAAUGCAGUGUUAUGUGCUAAGGCCUCGAUGCUUUUACAGAAUGUACCUCCUGCUAUUCUUCUUCGUUUCCUGCGGGAGCACAGAUCAGAAUGGGCUGACAGCAGCAUCGACGCCUACUCCGCUGCAGUUGUUAAAGUUGGUCCCUGUAGCUUACGUGGAUCUCGAGUAGGAGGUUUUGGCAGUCAAGUUAUACUUCCCCUGGCUCAUACUGUCGAACAUGAAGAGUUCUUAGAGGUCAUUAAAUUGGAGGGAAUUGCACAAUCUCCUGAAGAUGCACUAAUGCCAAGAGAUGUUUUCCUCCUGCAACUAUGCAGUGGAAUGGAUGAAAAUGCUGUGGGCACCUGUGCCGAGCUUAUAUUUGCUCCGAUUGAUGCUUCUUUUGCUGAUGAUGCACCUCUUUUGCCUUCUGGUUUUCGUAUAAUUCCUCUCGAUUCUGGGAAGGAAGCCUCUAGUCCCAAUCGGACUCUUGACCUUGCUUCUGCUCUUGAGAUUGGGCCAGCUGGAAAUAAAGCAUCUAAUGAUUACUCUGCUGCUGGUGGCUGUAUGAGAUCUGUGAUGACCAUAGCAUUUGAGUUUGCAUUUGAGAGCCACCUGCAAGAACAUGUUGCGUCUAUGGCCCGACAAUAUGUGCGUAGCAUUAUAUCUUCAGUUCAGAGGGUGGCAUUGGCACUUUCUCCUUCAUAUUCAGGUUCACAUGCUGGUCUUCGCACCCCGUUAGGUACUCCUGAAGCACAGACUCUUGCUCGUUGGAUCUGCCAGAGUUAUAGGGUCUACAUGGGUGUAGAGUUGCUCAAAUCUGGCACUGAAGGGGGUGAAUCUGUCCUUAAGACCCUGUGGCAUCACUCCGAUGCUAUCAUGUGCUGUUCUCUCAAGGCUUUGCCGGUUUUUACGUUUGCAAAUCAGGCUGGCCUUGACAUGCUGGAGACGACCCUGGUUGCUCUGCAGGACUUGACUUUGGAAAAGAUAUUCGAUGAACACGGACGAAAGACUCUCUGCACGGAGUUCCCACAGAUAAUGCAGCAGGGUUUUGCUUGUCUACAAGGUGGGAUCUGUUUGUCAAGCAUGGGAAGACCCGUUUCAUAUGAGAGAGCAGUAGCUUGGAAAGUGUUGAACGAAGAAGAGAAUGCUCAUUGUAUCUGCUUUAUGUUUGUCAACUGGUCUUUUGUCUAAAACUCUCACCCCAAAAAGGGGAGACAAAUUAUCCUAUCAUGUUUUGUUGGCUUGAUGUUUAUCUAUCUGUAGUCCGUAAAACUUUUUAUGCUAAAUCUUCAUGUCUGUUAUUCCUCUAUACUUUUAAGACGACUGCUUAAUGUUAUGACAAUCUUAUGCUCCAAUCAGUUGAUUUUA